AUGGAGCUGGUUAACCACACGGUGGUGACUCAUUUCAUCCUCCUAGGGAUCCCCAACACCGACGGCCUCCAGACCAUCCUCUUCUUCACCUUCUUAGCGUUCUACCUCUGCACCCUGAUGGGCAACCUACUCAUCUUCUCAGCCAUCCUCGCCGACCCCCGCCUGCACACCCCCAUGUACUUCUUCCUCAGCAACCUCGCCAUCGUGGACCUUGGGUUCUCUUCUGUCAACAACCCAAAAUUAUUGGCCAUCCUCUGGGCCAACAGUAGAACCAUCUCGCUGGGCGGGUGCAUGGCCCAGGUUUUCUUCUUCCACUUCCUGGCGUACACGGAGUGUCUGCUCUGCACGGUCAUGGCCUGUGACCGCUCCUUCCAUGCCACCAUCCUCACCAGCCUGACCUUCACGCUGCCCUACUGCGGGUCCAAUGUGGUGGAUUAUUUCUUCUGCGACAUCUUCCCUGUGGCCAAGCUGGCCUGUGGGGACACAUACAUCCUUGAGACAGUGAUCUUCUCCAACACCGGGGUGGUGCCCAUGACCUGCUUCUCCCUUAUCCUCGUGUCCUACGUCCGCAUCUUCUACUCCGUUGUGAAGAUGAAUUCGAGAGAAGGGCGGCGCAAAGCGACCUCCACUUGCGCCUCCCAUCUGGUGGUAGUGACGCUGUUCUUCGGGCCCUGUGCCGUGAUCUACACCCAGCCCCAGCUGAGCAAAGAGAUGGUGACGGCUGUGGAGCUGUUUGGCUAUGUGGUGACACCCAUGCUGAACCCAGUCAUCUACACCCUGCGCAACAAGGAGGUGAAAGCGGGUCUGAGAAAACUGACCGGAGGUCGGACACCUGCACGGAAAGAGACCCAAAUGGGGCAGGUCAACCAUACGGUGGUGACACAUUUCAUCCUCUUAGGGAUCCCCAACAUAGACGGCCUCCAGACCAUCCUCUUCUUCACCUUCUUAGCCUUCUACCUCUGUGCCCUGAUGGGCAACCUGCUCAUUUUCUCAGCCAUCCUCAUUGACCCCCAUCUACACACCCCCAUGUACUUCUUCCUCUGCAACCUCGCCGUACUGGACAUUGGAUUCUCUUCCGUCAACAACCCAAAAUUGUUGGCCAUCCUCUGGGCCAACAGUAGAACCAUCUCGCUGGGCGGGUGCAUGGCCCAGGUCUUCUUCUUCCAUUUUCUGGCCAGCACCGAGUGCCUGCUGUACACCGUCAUGGCCUACGACCGGUACGUGGCCAUCUGCCACCCGUUGCGUUACCUGCUCAUUAUGAACCACAGGGUGUGCACCCUCCUGGCCGCCGGCACCUGGAUUGCCAGCUCCAUCCAUGCCACCAUCCUCACCAGCCUGACCUUCACGCUGCCCUACUGCGGGUCCAACGUGGUGGACUAUUUCUUCUGCAACAUCUUCCCAGUGGCCAAGUUGGCUUGUGCGGACACAUACGUCAUCGAGACCGUGAUCUUCACCAACAGUAGCAUGGUGUCCAUGACCUGCUUCCUCCUCAUCCUCAUGUCCUACGUCCGCAUCGUCUACUCCAUUGUGAAGAUGAACUCGGCUGAAGGGCGGCGCAAAGCGGCCUCCACUUGUGCCUCCCACCUGGUGGUGGUGACCAUGUUCUUUGGGCCCUGCGCCGUGGUCUACACCCAGCCCCAGCUGAGCAAAGCGCUGGUGAAUGCCGUGGAGCUCUUUGUCUACGUGGUGACGCCCAUGCUGAACCCGGUCAUCUACACCCUGCGCAAUAAGGAGGUGACCAUGGCUCUGAGAAAACUGAGGGGGUGGUCUGACACCGGCACAGUGAUGUGGGACAGCUGCAGGGGCAGAAAAUAA
Messenger RNA from Pelodiscus sinensis (Chinese soft-shelled turtle), 1815 nucleotides. NCBI's taxonomy places the organism in Eukaryota, Metazoa, Chordata, Testudines, Trionychidae. The record is from RefSeq and is a predicted model, not a curated record.